AUGCCAAAAUGUGAUCCACCGAUGAGGUUAGGAGAAGCACCUUCGCUUAAAUUUGAGGAAUCAGACCCAGUCAGCCGGCCGGAGAUGCUGGACAUGCUACCGGACGAAGUCGAAGAAAUGAAAAACGCUCACGCCAGAUUUGUUGAUUCUAUGAGCACGGUUUCGCCUCAUCUGCACUAUAUCCCGAAUACCAGGGGAAUAAUCUCCACGGCGGGGGGGCCAUACCUUCCUGUGUUGGUCAUCUCAUUGCGAAUGCUCAGGCGGACGGGUUCAAAACUACCUGUCGAAGUCUUUUUAGCCAACGACGAUGAAUACGAACCGCAAAUCUGUGAUGCGGUUCUUCCAUCUCUGAAUGCACGAUGUGUUGUGCUCUCCCAUAUACUAAACGCAGCCCCGAGGAUUAUAGAGAUUGAAAGCUACCAGUUCAAGCUCUUCGCCAUGCUGUUCUCCUCAUUUGAAGAAAUCCUCUUUCUAGAUGCCGACUCAUUUCCGAUUAUACAGCCGGAGUCCUUAUUUACAAAUGAACCAUUCAGAUCAAGAAACAUGGUUACAUGGCCCGAUUUCUGGGCAUCCACCGUCUCAUCGUACUUCUAUGAGAUCACAUCCCAGCCAGCGCCUAGCCCCGGAAAACGAGUCCGGCAAUCCAGCGAGUCCGGCGAAAUCCUUAUCUCGAAAAAAACCCACGCCAAAACGCUUCUCCUCAGCGCCUACUACAAUCUCUGGGGCCCAAACUAUUACUAUCCCCUUCUCUCCCAAGGCGCCGCCGGCGAAGGCGACAAGGAAACUUUCGUCGCGGCCGCCAUGGCCGUCGACGAGCCCUACUACCAAGUCAAGACGGGCAUCGUAGCAAUAGGCCACAACUCAAAGGGCCACCUCGCGGGCUCCGCAAUGGUCCAAUUUGACCCAACAGAAGAUUAUGCACUCCGUGGAUCAGCUGUUAAAGACAUUAGAACUAAAGGAAAGUCCGAGACGCCACGACCCUUCUUCAUCCAUGCCAACUUCCCUAAAUUCGACCCGGCUACCAUAUUCCAGCCGCACGAGGUCAAUCCUGCAUUUUCUGAUGAUGGGAGCUAUUCACGGGCCUGGACGAAACCGCAAAGCGUCAUUGAGAACUUUGGAUCGGAUAUCGAGAGGCACUAUUGGACGGAGAUUAUGUGGACGGCUUGUGAGCUUGAGAAUAAAUUUCGGUCAUGGAAGAAGAAAAAGAAGAUUUGCAAGGGUGUGAAGAAGUAUUGGAAUGCGGUUUUUGCGAAGGGGAAGGGCUGA
Messenger RNA from Aspergillus versicolor CBS 583.65, 1266 nucleotides. RefSeq names its product alpha-mannosyltransferase. Gene Ontology annotation, cellular component: Golgi apparatus. Gene Ontology annotation, molecular function: alpha-1,2-mannosyltransferase activity. The transcript has a single exon. The record is from RefSeq and is a predicted model, not a curated record. Gene Ontology annotation, biological process: mannan biosynthetic process. NCBI's taxonomy places the organism in Eukaryota, Fungi, Ascomycota, Eurotiomycetes, Eurotiales, Aspergillaceae. The coding region runs from base 1 to 1266 and encodes 421 amino acids.